UCUGAACCGGCCGGCUCACAGAGAAGCUAAAAACUCAGACAUUGCUAAGCAAAGCAACAAUGGCAAAUUUUCAACUGUACCAGUUUAAUCCCGAGUCUGACACCAACAGAGAGGAAGAACAAGCCGGUAGUCCUGACGCUUUUCAACCAAGACUGGAGCAGGACGGAUCAGAGUGGUUCUCAGAGGAAAGAAUCAGGACCCCAUUCCUCUCAGCUGCAGGCCUUGAGCCGAAUUGCCUCAACUUAUACACCCUGCAGAAUGGACUACGGACCUCUGAGGUGCAGAACAGAAGAACAUUGAUGCUGUGGGACGCCACAACAGGGUCGUCAUCGCGCCAUCCUCCGGAUCUGCCAGGAGUUUCCUGAUCCAGCUGACCAGUAUGUUGGCUUCCGACCGCCCCUUGACUGAACCCCUGACAUGUGGCGAGCAACCACUUCCUCCUUUUGACGGCCUGUCAUAUUGGGAUGACAGAUCCUUUGGGGUGGGGAUUUUUUCAUCUACUCCACAAAUGGUGCUGGGUCCUCAAACACCAUCCUCAUCAAGUCACCCACUUAAUCUGUAAAACAUUUCAUUCAAUUGUUCAUUUUCUAGUGUUUUCCUGAAUCCACUUUUGUUGUUUACUUAAAAUGUUCAGAAUAAUUUAUUAUUCAUUUGAAUUUAUCAUGUUUGUAAUAAUAAAAUAGUGUUUGAUAAAUUACUGAAUGUUGGUUCUGUUUUAACAGGCUUUGUGGUGGCUUCACCCUUCUUUGUCUUUGGGGAAGAGGGAAUCUUCAUGCCCAUGGAUGUUUUGAAUGUUGUUAAACAGUGAAGUCCACUUUGCCACCUUCUCAGGCCCUGAGGUUGAAGAGGUUGCACUCCAAUAUACAUGGUUCUUUAAACCAUGGAACAUGGGUGUUGCCGAUUGGUGUGAUGUACUCUGAAAUACAAGGGUAAACAAAACAAUAAAAAAAUUGCAUCUAAUGACAACAAUCACUAUAUAUUCUCAGCUGCAUCUCCCCCAUCAUAGGCUUUAUUGUGAUUGUACAACAACAUUUUGUUGGUAACUGUUGCAGCUCCAGCAAUAUAAAAAACAAGAUAAAGAUAAAAUAAUAAAUUCAUACAAUAUAUACCACAUGUGCUGUGUAAACUACAUAACACACAUGCAUUUAACCAGACGAAGAGAACACAGGGAACAAAAAAACCCACUGUAUAUUAUUUUUAAUUGAAGCAUGAGCCCUGGUUGUCUAGAUCAGGACCAAAUAAACUGAGGGAUAAGAGUAAAAUAAUUCAUAUAAUAAUGUACACACACAGCCAUGCUAGCGAUAGCGCUGUUUAUUACCAAUACCAGGCGGAACCGGUGUCUCUCGCUCAACUCAUUCUAAUUCUACAACAGGUCAAAGUGUAUCCGAGGCAGUUCAUCCAAAAUCGGAUGUUUGGAAGCAACUGAUCGUAUAAACACCCGGACCACGCGAGCACCGUUAAACAUGAUGGGAUCGCGAAACAACCGUACAUUUCUACACAAUGUUGC
Messenger RNA from Scophthalmus maximus (turbot), 1507 nucleotides. RefSeq lists its product as uncharacterized. The record is from RefSeq and is a predicted model, not a curated record. NCBI's taxonomy places the organism in Eukaryota, Metazoa, Chordata, Actinopteri, Pleuronectiformes, Scophthalmidae. Bases 60 to 365 code for a protein of 101 amino acids. The transcript is spliced from 3 exons.